Molecule: messenger RNA, 912 nt
Organism: Eruca vesicaria subsp. sativa (arugula)
Lineage: Eukaryota; Viridiplantae; Streptophyta; Magnoliopsida; Brassicales; Brassicaceae
Source: the annotation of a GenBank genome assembly
GCAGUCAUGGCUUCCAUCUCAUCAUGCACAGCUCCUUCUGCGAGCUCCUUCUUCUCUACCACCCAACCUAUCAACAGCUCUUCUCCUUCCUCAGUGAGACUCUCCUCUUGGUUUCGUGGAACUCAAGUUGUGAAGCUCAGGAUCCAACUCGGACCCUCCAAUGGGUCAAGAGCCACUUGCUGGUUCAAGUUCGGAAAGAACGGUGUCGAUGCUGAGAAUGCUGGAAUCUAUGGCAGCCAAUCACGUGAUGACUUCGACAGAGACGAUGUCGAGCAGUAUUUCAAUUAUAUGGGGAUGCUUGCGGUAGAAGGAACCUAUGAUAAGAUGGAGGCUCUUCUCAACCAAAACAUUCAUCCUGUAGAUAUCCUUCUGAUGUUAGCAGCCUCAGAAGGAGACAAGCCUAAGAUAGAGGAGCUUCUCAGAGCCGGUGCUGACUACACGGUCAAGGACGCUGAUGGAAGAACUGCUCUUGACAGAGCCAUAAGCGAGGAGAUUCGUGAUUUGAUCCUUGGAUCCAUAUCUCAAAAGGCUUGAAAAAAUCUUCACUAGCUUCUUCUUACAGAGAAGGUGAUGUUUGUUUUUGGUACCUUUAGUUGGAUUGAUGUGUUGUUACUUUUAAAGUUUCGGUCCAAAGCCUAAGUGAACUGCAACUUUAAAGUAUAGAUUGAUCCUAUUACCAAAAGCCAAACGUUUUUCUCGUGGCAGAAAUGUGACUGUCCUGGAGUUGUGUUAAGUUAGCAAAUGCUUUGUUUAUGUUUCUAACGAAACGUCACCAUCUCAGUAGAAGUUAUCUGAUGAACAGACCCAAGUUGCUCAAGUAUCUCUAAGUACCUGAUAAAAGUGAUCUCGUUACUUGCUGCUUGACUCUGAUGUAGUCCAUUCAGUAGAAUCAUCGUGCAAUUAUAAUAACAG